GUUGCUUACCUUCAAGGUGUUCUAGCUGCAAACAUAUUCGACUGGGGAUCAUGUGCUUGUGUUGAUCUUUAUCAUAAAGUAACAAUUAUUGAAAUUUAUAGAAUGAGUUGCAACAAGAUGCAAAGACCAUGGCGCGUAGAUGAUUUUGACCUCUUUAAGGAACGAAUGUUAGGAUCUGAAGGGAAGAAACCUAUGCCUUAAGAGAGCUUUACUCUUUGUUGAUAACUCAGGUGUUGACAUUGUCUUGGGCAUGCUUCCACUAGCAAGAGAACUCCUUCAACGCGGAACAGAAGCUGUUUUGGUUUCAAAUUCUCUUCCUGCACUGAAUGAUGUAACUGCCAUGGAACUUCCUGAUAUUGUUGCUGAGGCUGCAAAGCAUUGUGACAUUCUUCGCCGAGCUGCCGAAGCAGGAGGGCUCCUAGCGGAUGCAAUGACCAACACAUUAGAUGGUUCGAAAGGAAAUUCUUCUUCAGUUCCUUUGAUGGUUGUUGAGAAUGGUUGUGGGAGCCAAUGCAUAGAUUUAAGGCAGGUCAGCUCUGAGCUAGCUGCAGCAGCAAAAAAUGCCGACUUGGUUAUCUUAGAAGGGAUGGGUAGAGCUCUUCAUACCAAUUUCAAUGCUCGGUUUAAAUGUGAAGCCCUCAAGCUUGCAUGGUGAAGAAUCAGAGGUUGGCAGAAAAACUGAUUAAAGGAAAAAUGUACGAUUGUGUUUGCCGAUGUGAACCUGCACCUGCCAGUUUAUCUUCAAUGCUAACAACUUAAGAGCUGUUG
Hibiscus syriacus is the source of this 768-nucleotide messenger RNA. Its product is annotated as pantothenate kinase 2-like. Gene Ontology annotation, molecular function: pantothenate kinase activity; ATP binding. Gene Ontology annotation, biological process: coenzyme A biosynthetic process. The transcript is spliced from 6 exons. NCBI's taxonomy places the organism in Eukaryota, Viridiplantae, Streptophyta, Magnoliopsida, Malvales, Malvaceae. The record is from RefSeq and is a predicted model, not a curated record. Gene Ontology annotation, cellular component: cytosol; nucleus. Bases 251 to 655 code for a protein of 134 amino acids.